This is a messenger RNA of Knipowitschia caucasica, 2079 nucleotides long. The record is from the annotation of a GenBank genome assembly. NCBI's taxonomy places the organism in Eukaryota, Metazoa, Chordata, Actinopteri, Gobiiformes, Gobiidae.
AUGCCUAGCUCCCGCUCGGCGGAGCUCAACGUGGGCGGAGUCAAACGUUUGACUCCGCCCACGUUGAGCUCCGCCCCGAUCUGCGGACUGCAGUCAGGGGCUACUCACCCCUGGGGCCUCGGGAGAGCUGACAGCAGCGGAGGACAGGAGGAGGCGAAGUAUGAUCCGAGGAUGAUUUCAGCCAAGAAAACUCCAGAGAAGUGUCGUUUUCCGGUCCACUAUUUGGUGUGGCACAACAAGCAUCGCCAGCUGGAGAAGGAGCUGGCGAGCAACGAACAGACGGAACUGGAGGCUGUGGACCCGCGGGGCCGGACUCCUCUUCAUUUGGCGGUGACUCUGGGACAUCUGGAGUGUGCCUGCGUCCUGCUGCAGCACGGAGCAGACGUCUACAAGGAGAACCGCAAUGGAUGGACAGUGUUGCAGGAGGCAGUCAGCACACGACUUCCUGAUUUGGUGCGCCUUGUGCUGCGUUACCGUGACUACCAGAGGACUGCCAAGAGACUGGCCGGAAUCCCCAUCCUCCUGGAGCGGCUCAGACAGGCCCAGGACUUCUAUGUGGAGAUGAAAUGGGAGUUCACCAGCUGGGUGCCGCUGGUGUCUCGGAUCUGUCCCAGCGACACAUACCGCGUGUGGAAGAGCGGCCAGAGCCUCCGCGUCGACACCACUCUGACUGGCUUCGAGCAGAUGACCUGGCAACGAGGCAAACGCAGCUUCAUCUUCAGGGGACAAGACUCGAGCGCAGAGGUGAUGGAGGUGGACCAUGACCGGCAGCUGGUCUUUUGUGAGACCCUGUGUGUUUCGUCGCUGGCCUCUCUCCCUGUGCGACGGGACAGUAAUGGCGCCUGCACAGGGACAGGGGGCGCUCUGGGAGUCCUCGGAGCCACGUUGCCCAGUGACGAGCAGGUUGCGGCCAGACUGUCUGCUCCGGUCGUCACCACUCAACUGGACACACGCAACAUCGCCUUCGAGAGGAAUAAGACGGGUAUUCUAGGCUGGAGGAGCGAGAAAACUGAGACCGUGAACGGAUAUGAAGCAAAGGUUUACGCCGCGUCCAACGUGGAGCUGAUCACCAGAACCAGAACAGAUCAUCUGUCGGACCAAAACAAGAACAAAACCAAAGGUGGGAGGACUCCUCUGCAGAACUUCCUGGGCAUCGCUGAACAACACAUGGGCCCCAACAAUGGAGCCCUGGUGACUCAAAUGUCAUGUCCCGCAGUCACAAAUCCUUCAGCGCUGACAGCAGACGAGUACUUCAACCCGUCGCAAACUCAGAAGGACAUCGGACACCCGUGCCAGCUGACCACCAAGACCCAGAGGUUCAAAGCGAAGUUGUGGCUGUGUGAGAACCACCCUCUGUCUCUGGCAGAGCAGGUGGUGCCCAUCAUCGACCUCAUGGCCAUUUCCAACGCUCUGUUUGCCAAACUGAGGGACUUCAUCACACUGCGGCUGCCGCCUGGCUUCCCUGUCAAGAUCGAAAUCCCCCUGUACCACAUCCUGAACGCCCGCAUCACCUUCAGUAACUUGAACGGCUGGGCGGAGGGCGUGAGAGGCGCCCCAGAGGAGGGGGCUGUGGAUGGGGGGCUGAAGAGGAAAGCCAGCUCAGAAGCUCCAUCCCCGGGCAGCGACUCAUCCAGCGUGUCCAGCUCAAGCUCCACAACCUCGUGUCGCGCUGGAGAGAUCCCACAGUGUGUGUUCGAGCCGCCGCCCGGCUACGCUCUGCUGGGGUCCCGCCACAGGGAGCCCCUGAGGGAGGAGGAGGAGGAUCUUCUGCAGUUUGCCAUCCAGCAGAGUCUGAUAGAGGCCGGCUCCGAAUACGACCAGGUGACCAUCUGGGAGGCACUUACCAACAGCAAACCAGGCAGCCACACCCUGUCAUGUGACCCCAGCCGCUCGGACAGGACGCCUCAGCACAAACCCCGCCCCGUCUCCACUCCAUCCAAAAAGCAACCGAGCUAUGACGACCAGCUGCGCAUCGCCAUGGAGAUAUCGGUGCGGGAACAGGAAGAGGCGGAGCUGCGGCGGCGGCAAGAGGAGGAGGAGCUACAGAGGAUCAUCCACCUGUCCAUCAUGGAGAAGUGA